CAGAUUCUGAUAAAAGCAAAAAGAAAAUUACUGCAAUAGUUGUUAUAAAUUCAAAUAUUCGUCUCUGUUUAAAUUUCUUGUAGUAAUUUUCUCAGAAAGAAGUUGCACAGCAAAAUCAACACACCGAGAACAAAGUGAUAAAAGCAAAGCGAAAUCGGUGGUGUUACAAACCCAAAAACGUAAGAGAGAAGAUUCCAAAGAUCAUUAUUCCUUCUUUUUCACCAUUGUUUCUCUCCUCCAAGAACUCCAUAACUACCACCGCCAUUGCCGCAAACCUCAGAUUUCGGUUUCCAGUAACCACUCUGAGUGUUGUUUUUCCUCUUAAAAUACACUCGCUUUGCCAGAUCUUGCUUCCAGGUUCAGGGCCUGUUUUCUUAUAACAAGUAUCUUUUCUCCUUACAUGGGGAAUGCGUGCCCUGUUAACUAGUGAAGAAGAAAAGCUCUUGUGUAUAGUUUUAUGACCAUACAAUCAGAAAAGCUUGGAUAUAAUGGGGAUGAGUACACGCAGUUCUACCAAUAGGAAACCAAGUGAUAGUAUGAGACUAAUUGUGACAACUUUUGUUGGAAUAGUUUUUGGAUUCUUUAUUGGAGUGUCAUUUCCGGCAUUGAAUACAAAGUUGAAUCUCCCAUCCAGCCUGCUUCCUGUCAUUGACCUUUCUUACAUUCAAGAGAAAUAUGCAGUUCAUGCACCUGCUUCUGUGAAAAAUAAUGGCGACUCAUCACAACAGCAGUUAAUAAAUGAUACGUUGAAGAUAUGGGUUCCAUCAAAUCCAAGAGGUGCAGAAAGAUUACCCCCUCAGAUUAUUGAAGCUGAGACAGACUUUUAUUUGCGUAGAUUGUGGGGUCAGCCCAGUGAGGAUUUAACCUUAAAGCCAAAGUACCUUGUAGCUUUCACUGUCGGUUAUAAUCAGAGAUAUAAUAUUGAUGCAAAUGUGAAAAAGUUCUCAGAGAACUUUACAAUAGUUCUAUUUCAUUAUGAUGGCCAAACAACUGAGUGGGAUGAGUUUGAGUGGUCAAAGCGGGCAAUUCAUGUGAGUGUUCGCAAACAGACUAAAUGGUGGUAUGCCAAACGGUUUCUGCAUCCAGACAUUGUGGCACCAUAUGACUAUAUUUUUAUAUGGGAUGAAGACCUGGGUGUUGAGCAUUUUAAUGCAGAGAAAUACUUAACACUUGUGAAGAAGCAUGGAUUGGAAAUUUCGCAGCCUGGUUUGGAACCUAAUAAAGGGUUGACGUGGCAAAUGACAAAGAGAAGAGGUGAUCGUGAAGUUCACAAAGAAACGGAAGAGAAACCAGGAUGGUGUAGUGAUCCCCAUCUGCCUCCUUGUGCAGCGUUUGUUGAGAUUAUGGCUCCAGUUUUUUCACGUGAUGCAUGGCGUUGUGUGUGGCAUAUGAUUCAGAAUGAUUUGGUCCACGGGUGGGGCCUGGAUUUUGCUCUUAGAAAAUGUGUUGAGCCUGCACAUGAGAAGAUUGGCGUUGUUGAUUCUCAGUGGAUUAUUCAUCAAAGUGUUCCCUCACUAGGGAAUCAGGGAGAAUCAGAAUCUGGGAAGGCACCAUGGCAAGGGGUGAGGGAGAGGUGUAAAAAGGAGUGGACAAUGUUCCAGAGUCGGCUGGCAAAUGCAGAAGAUGCAUAUUACAAGGCCGUGGGAGUAGAUAUGUUUAAUUCAACUACUCCUUAACGACAGAACCUGACUUGUACACAGCCAUCACCAUUGUUGAGUUCGAUUUUGCAUAAUAUAUAGUUUUUUCUUUAAGUUUGGAAGUUACUUGCACUUGUAACUCAGAGUCCUAAACAACAGUUCAAUGUGGGAUUCCAGUGUAAGUAGUGUUAGAGAAUUAGAUAAUAUAGGUAAAUGAAACUUACUGUAAGUAGUGUAUUUGAUUAUAUAAUAUUCUUUGUCUUAGGAACCUUUGCUUGCAGGGAAUACGAACGCAAUACCGUAUAAAGGUAUACACUAUUUGGGUAUGAUAA
Vigna radiata var. radiata (mung bean) is the source of this 1969-nucleotide messenger RNA. RefSeq lists its product as uncharacterized. Lineage: Eukaryota; Viridiplantae; Streptophyta; Magnoliopsida; Fabales; Fabaceae. The transcript has 15 exons. The record is from RefSeq and is a predicted model, not a curated record. Bases 489 to 1676 code for a protein of 395 amino acids.